Messenger RNA from Symbiodinium necroappetens, 969 nucleotides. Lineage: Eukaryota; Dinophyceae; Suessiales; Symbiodiniaceae. The record is from the annotation of a GenBank genome assembly.
AUGUCUGGUGUCAAUGACAUCUGGGCAGACUAUGUCAUCGUGCCGUAUGUGUUUGAUCACGAUGUCGACAAUGCCCGAAAGGAAGCUUUCCGAGCAGCUGUUGUCCGCUGGCAUGAGGGAACGUGCGUGGUGCUGAAGGAGGUUUUGCAAAUCCACGUCAGCCAGCCGUACAUCCAGGUGGGCAUCUACGACGAAAACACAUGCUGGUGCCAGGGCCAGGGCUAUCCCGGAUAUCAGAAUGGACGGCCGCGAGCCAUCCGGAUCAAUCUAGGUUGGUGCAACAGCCUUUUCUAUGUGGGCAACAUGGUGCACGAAAUCGGCCAUGCCCUGGGCAUGAACCACGAGCAGAAGCGCCCGGACGCCUAUCAGAAGUUCCAUGGCCACGGGCCUCACAUCGUGGUGCAUUGGCACAACAUUGCGUACACGCACAACCAGCACACCUACACUGGUUCAAACUACCAGGGAGUCGGCGACAGCUUUCACGGCUACGCUCCUUACGACUAUGAAAGCAUCAUGCACUACCCGCUGACGGACGCUUACGACCCCAUUGAGCCUGCAGUAGCGGGCCUCCUGGGCAACCGUGAAUACCUGUCAGAAGGUGACCUUUCACAGGUCAACGACAUGUACCAGUGCAAGGAGAAGCUGGUCCGUGCAAUCACACUCAGAUGUGCUUUUGAAGCGGAUCUGUGCGAUUGGCGGGAUGUAGGUGACUCUGCAGAAGCAAAGUGGCGCGUUCGCACUGGAGCUGCAGAUUCAGGAGGGCCCGGACGCGGUGCUGGGCAGACCUUAGGCUAUGCAUGGGCAGAGGUUCUCCAGCAUCCAGGGCAGGCUUUCGUGCUGCAGAGCCCCUACCUGGAUGUUACAAAGCAUUACAAGCUUCGGUUCAACUUCUUCUCGUCGGUGGGGAUGCUGGAGGUGGACUACCAGGAUGCUCUGGGCAUGACCAAGAAGCUCUGGAGCAAUAGCACG